AUGGAUUGUGCACCUCCACUCACUCCGUCCCUCUUUUUGCUGCUUAUUGUGAUAUCGAGCAAAGCAUCAGCCAUCAAUCUUGAGGGGGAGCUUUUCAAGGAUCUCAUGAAGGGAUACAACAAAAAUGUCCGACCCAUGGAGAAGAAUGGUGACAUCACUCAGGUCUACAUCAAGAUGACGCUCACCAACCUCAUCUCUCUGAAUGAAAAGGAGGAGGCCCUGAUGACCAGCGUCUGGAUAGAAAUGCAAUGGUGUGACUACAGGCUGAGAUGGGACCAGCCACCCAGAUCAGAUUUGUAUGGGAACAUCACCUCCGAGCUCCGUGUCCCUUCCAAGAGCAUCUGGCUACCUGAUAUCAUACUGGAAAACAAUGUGGACGGACAGUUUGAGGUAGCGCUUUACUGCAAUGCCUUGGUGUCUCCUAACGGCUGUGUGUACUGGCUGCCUCCUGCCAUCUACCGCAGCGCCUGUGCCAUCACUGUCAACUACUUCCCCUUCGACUGGCAGAACUGCACCAUGGUGUUUCGCUCCCAGACGUAUAGCGCCAAUGAGAUUGAGCUGGUUCUCAAAGAGGAGGACAACCAGACGCUGGAGUGGGUGGACAUUGACCCAGAGGCUUUCACAGAGAAUGGAGAGUGGGUGAUCAAACACCGGCCGGCCAAGAAGGUGAUCAACAGUCAGUACACCAGAGAUGAGCUGGAGUACCAGGAGGUGGUUUUCUUUCUCAUCAUCCAGAGGAAGCCCCUCUUCUACAUCAUCAACAUCAUCGCUCCCUGCGUGCUCUUCUCCUCCCUGGGCCUGCUCGUCUACUUCCUGCCUGCCAAAGCUGGUGGUCAGAAGUGCACCAUGUCCAUUGCGACUCUCUUGGGCCAGACUGUGUUCCUCCUCCUUAUCGCCAAAAAAGUUCCGGAGACUUCCAAGGCAGUGCCUCUUAUUGGAAAGUAUCUGAUGUUUGUGAUGUCAGUGACCACCAUGGUAGUGAUGAACUGUGUGAUCGUUCUCAACGUGUCCCUGAGAACCCCAAGCACUCACAAGAUGACAGACAAAGUCCGGAAGAUCCUUCUGAACAUCCUGCCUCGCAUGCUGAGGAUGCAGAUGCGGCCCUGGACGCCAAAUGACGAGAACACCUUACAAACAAGUAACAGCGGAGCUCACAGGAACGGCGUCUUCAUGGUGCCCUGCAGACGCCGCAGCUCCAUGAAGCUCAUUGACAAGGCAGAGGAAUACUUUAUGAAAACAGCUCGGUCUGAACUCAUGUUUACCAGACUCAAAGAGAGAAACGGGUUGAUGAAAUCAGUAUUAGAAAAGCUACAUGAUGGACUGGAGGGAGGUACGGCAGAGCAGCUUGAAGUUAGUUUGGCGAAGGCCUCUCCAGAGCUGAAGCAGUGUGUGGAGUCCUGCAAACACAUUGCUGAAACUGCGCGUCAGCAGAACAACUUCCAGAGUGAGAAUGAAGAGUGGUUCCUGGUUGCCCGGGUGAUUGACAGGGUGUGCUUCAUCGUCAUGGCGUUGGUGUUUUUCAUCGGCACCAUCGGGAUUUUCCUCAUGGGCCAUUUCAACCAGCCUCCCUCCACACCUUUUCUUGGGGAUCCCAGGAGGUACUUGCCUCCGGUGGAGAAUCUCACCAGCCCAAGUGAGAACGGGAUGGGAGCAGACUUCUUGGGGUGA
Messenger RNA from Myripristis murdjan (pinecone soldierfish), 1668 nucleotides. RefSeq names its product cholinergic receptor, nicotinic, gamma (gene chrng). NCBI's taxonomy places the organism in Eukaryota, Metazoa, Chordata, Actinopteri, Holocentriformes, Holocentridae. Gene Ontology annotation, molecular function: acetylcholine-gated monoatomic cation-selective channel activity; transmembrane signaling receptor activity. Gene Ontology annotation, cellular component: postsynaptic membrane. The transcript has 12 exons. The coding region runs from base 1 to 1668 and encodes 555 amino acids. Gene Ontology annotation, biological process: monoatomic ion transmembrane transport. The record is from RefSeq and is a predicted model, not a curated record.